AAUUCAUGUGGAGGUCAGAGUGAAAGCAGGUGUGAGUGGAAGCAACAGAAGGAGUCAUGGCUGCCAAAGUGUUUGAGUCCAUCGGAAAGUUCGGCCUGGCGUUAGCAGUUGAAGGAGGCGUGGUGAACUCUGCUCUAUAUAAUGUGGAUGCUGGACACAGAGCUGUCAUCUUUGACCGAUUCCGUGGCGUACAGGACAUUGUGGGAGGGGAAGGGACUCACUUUCUCAUCCCUUGGGUACAGAAACCAAUUAUCUUUGACUGCCGCUCUCGACCACGGAAUGUCCCGGUCAUCACUGGCAGCCAAGACCUACAGAACGUCAACAUCACACUGCGCAUCCUCUUCCGGCCAGUGGCCAGCCAGCUCCCUCGUAUCUACACCAGCAUCUGCGACGACUGUGAUGAGCGGGUGCUGCUGUCGAUCACCACAGAGAUCCUCAAGUCCGUGGUGGCUCGGUUUGAUGCUGGAGAAUUGAUCACCUACCUGCCUGCCGGCCAGUCCCUGCUCCUCCAGCUUCCCCAGUGA
Grammomys surdaster is the source of this 524-nucleotide messenger RNA. Its product is annotated as prohibitin-like. Gene Ontology annotation, biological process: mitochondrion organization. Lineage: Eukaryota; Metazoa; Chordata; Mammalia; Rodentia; Muridae. The transcript has 2 exons. Bases 57 to 524 code for a protein of 155 amino acids. The record is from RefSeq and is a predicted model, not a curated record. Gene Ontology annotation, cellular component: mitochondrion; membrane.